Melanaphis sacchari is the source of this 2682-nucleotide messenger RNA. RefSeq lists its product as uncharacterized. Lineage: Eukaryota; Metazoa; Arthropoda; Insecta; Hemiptera; Aphididae. The transcript is spliced from 9 exons. The record is from RefSeq and is a predicted model, not a curated record. Gene Ontology annotation, cellular component: membrane. Bases 65 to 2575 code for a protein of 836 amino acids.
UAGCUCGCAUACACGACAGUUUUGAAUUUAGUUAUAGAGUGAAUAGUUCACAUUCCUAUUCACAAUGGUCGGAUUCAGUGCUGUAUUUGUCUUUUUCGCUUACUUGUAUAUGAGCAAAGUAUUAGAAUGUGAUUCUACAUCGAGAAUUCGAUGUCCGACCAUACAGCUGGACAACGGUCGAGUGAAAUUGCGAUCUUCCGGACGAGUAGCAAGGAUUAGUUGUCUGUCGCCGUUCAAGCUGGUUCGUGGUAACGAGAUAGCGACUUGUGUUCGAGGACAAUGGGACACCGAGAAUCCAAUUUGCGCCAGAGAAGGUUGUCCUAUUCAAGAGCUAAUACCACACGGAAGAUUGGAUAUUCUUAAUCAAGGUGCUAAAUUGGAAGUGAUAUGCGAUUUUGGAUAUAAAAUAGAUGGCCCAAGUUAUGUUUAUUGCAAUGAAGAUUUGGAAUGGAAUGAAGAAUUAAAAGGAUGUAAAGAGCAUGAUCAAAUAUAUUUAUCCUGUGACUUCGAAUCGUCAGAUGACAGAUUUUGUGGUUGGAAAAACGAUAUUAUUAACGACGUUGAUUGGUUGGCUGAUAAAAUGUCAUUCAUUUUAUUUAUUAGCAGGCGCCACGUACCUCCCGGAUCUUCUGAAUAUUUUAAAAGUAAUUAUAUAUCAUUGGAUGCCGGAAAUUAUGGUUCCAAUACUUUCGGCCGUUUGUUAUCCCCGCCAAUUAGUUCAAUUAAAAGUAAACAAAGGUGUUUAAUAUUUGCAUAUAAAGUUAUGUCAGGAAGUUCAAGCGGUUUUCCUAUUCUAAAAGUUACUUUUGGUGGCAUACCUCACUGGGAAACUCACGAAGGAGAAGGAAGAGCUAUAAUUGGGUUGUAUCAAUUAAAUACUACUUCUAGAAUCACAAUUGAAGGGAAGAGUUGUAAAGCAGCCAUUGAUAAUAUAAUCAUUACAGAAGGUGAUAGUUGUAAUAAUCUUCCGUAUGAAGAAGAGAUAAACAGUUGUCAUGAUAAUUGUGGAAAAAUAACGAGUGGUAGGUGUUCGUGCGAUUGGGAAUGUUUUAAUAACCAAAACUGCUGCUCAGACAUUGAAAUCAAAUGUCCGUAUAUCAAACCAAUGGACAAUAUCACAAGAUUUUAUUUAACUACUGUUACACCAACCACGCUGACUACUACAACAAAAAAUAAAAUAUCAAAUGUAACUAUUUUAAACAUAACGACUUCUAGUUCUUUAAUAACAACUACCAAAAACUGGCAUAACGAUACAAUAAUAAUUGAUAAAGUCACCACAGCAAGUAAUAUUAAAUCUUUGAACGUUACAUCUACACUUGCAUCCGUGUCUAUGACGAAUUUAACAACGAUACCUAUAACCAUAUUAAUUCCAUCCAUUACAACAUCAACUGAAAGUCCCAAAAGUGCUAUGGUUUCUAAUUCUACUAUAUCUCAUUCUAUUCACCCCAAUACAAUAACUACAAGUUUGAGUCCUAAAGUGUCAACAGAUCUUCCAAGUAUAAUGGUGAAUAAUCAAAGCAAUUCCUCAAAAAUAAUCAAUACAUCUUCAACAAUUUUAACCCCUAAUAUUUCUAGUUCAACAAUACAACCAUUAAUAAAAAACAAAACUAUAUCUAUAACUACCUUAUUACCUAAUGUUACUAGUUCAGUUAUUUCCAAACCAGAUAAACUUAAUCCUACCAUAAGAGUGAUUUCUAUUCCUAAUACUAUAAUAACUAAGUCCGUGGUUGAAAAUUCUCCUUUAAUAACUACAAUUUCUGUUAAUUCUUCUAACUCAACCGCUAAACCAUUUUUAAAAUUUCCAAUAGUUUCUACUAUAAAACAAAUCAAUUUAUUUAACACAACCAAUAAAUAUUUGGAUAAUAAAAUGGACAAUUCGACAUCCACUUCGAUAUUAAUGAAUAAUUCUACUAAGUUAUCAGUAAAACCAAAUAUACCAAACAAUGUUGAACAGUCGAGUAAUAAACUACUUAACACUCAACAGAUCAAACAAAAUACCACGAUUAAUGAAAAUAAAACCAUGUUAAAUAAUUCAAUGACUAGCAAACCGAAUACUUUUGCAUAUAUAAAUGACUCCAUUGUUCCUGAUAAAAAUAUGGUCAUCUUCGAUAUUUCUCGUCCAAAUCCCAAUCUAAAACAAUUCGAAUAUAACCGUACUUUAAACAAUAAACAUGUCCUUAACAUAACAACCGAGUCUUAUAACCAUUUGGAUUUGAGGAAUACUAGUAUACCAAUUCAAAAUGAAGAGCCAAUAAUAGUUUUAAAAGCUAACGAGAAAUCAGAAUUGAACAAUUUGGUUCAUAAUCAUUCUAUGCAAAAGUUUGAUAAUCAGUUGGCAGAACAUGCAAAACAAAAUGAAAAUGAGAAAUCUUUUACAUUUGAUACAAUUACUAUUGUCAAAUACAUCGCUGUCUUAAGUGUCGUACUUCUCACUUUCAAGUUCACUUUAUCCUUUAUAAUGUUGCGUUUCAAUAAAAGACCUUUAAAUGAUGAAAUGGAUGAGCGCUUCAUUGAAACGGAUACUGAAAGUUCUUGUAACAUGGAAUUGAUGAAUAGUCACAAAAGAAAUGAAUAAUCUAUGUUUAAGUUUAUUUUUUAAUUAUUUUGAUACAUCAUGAUAAGGUUUAUCUCAUAUUAUUCGUGUUUAAUAUUUUGACUAAAUUAAAUGUAUGCGUAAAUUAA